This is a messenger RNA of Trifolium pratense (red clover), 2072 nucleotides long. Its product is annotated as laccase-12-like. Lineage: Eukaryota; Viridiplantae; Streptophyta; Magnoliopsida; Fabales; Fabaceae. The transcript is spliced from 6 exons. The coding region runs from base 74 to 1789 and encodes 571 amino acids. Gene Ontology annotation, cellular component: apoplast. The record is from RefSeq and is a predicted model, not a curated record. Gene Ontology annotation, biological process: lignin catabolic process. Gene Ontology annotation, molecular function: copper ion binding; hydroquinone:oxygen oxidoreductase activity.
ACUCUUAUUUGCAUUGCAACCUUAACCAAAAGCACAUUCAAACUAAGAUAGUACUCAUAUUGCUUCAUAAGAGAUGGAGAGUGUCAAAACCAAUUAUAAAUACUCAUCCAUCUUCAUAGCCAUUUUUAUUCUCUUAUCAUCUCCCACAUUGUCUUUAGCAAAUGCUAAAACUCACGAGCACGAAUUUGUCGUUGAAGCAACUCCAGUGAAGAGGCUGUGCAAAACUCACAACACCAUAACCGUGAAUGGGCAAUUCCCUGGCCCAACUUUGGAAAUUAACAAUGGAGACACUUUGGUUGUCAAAGUCACUAACAAAGCUCGUUACAAUGUCACCAUUCAUUGGCAUGGUGUUCGACAAAUGAGAACAGGAUGGGCAGAUGGUCCAGAAUUUGUGACACAGUGUCCCAUUCGUCCUGGAGGAAGUUACACCUACCGUUUCACUGUUAAUGGACAAGAAGGGACACUUUGGUGGCAUGCUCAUAGUUCAUGGCUAAGAGCCACUGUUUAUGGUGCUUUAAUCAUUCGUCCUAGGGAAGGAGAGUACUACCCUUUUCCUAACCCAACCCGCGACACACCCAUUCUUUUAGGGGAAUGGUGGGACACAAACCCAAUAGAUGUUGUGAGGCAGGCCCUAAGAACAGGAGCAGCUCCAAAUAUAUCUGAUGCAUACACUAUCAAUGGUCAACCCGGUGACUUUUACAAAUGCUCUACUAAAGGCACAACCAUCAUUCCAAUACAAUCUGGCGAGACAAAUCUCAUCAGAGUGAUCAAUGCAGCACUCAACCAACCACUUUUCUUCACAAUCGCCAACCACAAACUAACGGUGGUUGGCGCUGAUGCCUCUUACCUCAAACCUUUCACCACCAACAUCCUCAUGUUAGGACCGGGCCAAACCACCGAUGUCUUAAUAACCGCAAACCAACCACCUUCUCGAUACUACAUAGCUGCUCGGGCUUACCAAUCCGCGCAAAAUGCACCGUUUGAUAACACUACAACCACCGCCAUACUCCAGUACCACAAUUCAAUCAAAACAAAACCAAUCAUGCCACCACUCCCUGCUUAUAAUGACACCAAUGUAGUUACUAAAUUUAGUAGAAGUUUUUUUAGUCAAAGAAAAGUUGAAGUUCCAACCGAAAUCGACGAAAAUCUCUUUUUCACAAUUGGUUUAGGACUCAACAAUUGUCCAAAAAAUUUCAGGAAAAGAAGGUGUCAGGGUCCUAUUAACGGAACACGCUUCACUGCAAGUAUGAACAAUGUAUCUUUUACUCUUCCAAACAACAUUUCAAUUUUGCAAGCUCAUUACGAUAGAAUUCCCGGAGUUUUCACCACUGAUUUCCCCGCAAACCCACCUGUAAAAUUCGAUUACACCGGUAACGUGAGCCGUUCGCUUUGGCAACCUACACCGGGGACUAAAGCUUAUAAGUUGAAGUUUGGAUCAAGGGUUCAGAUUGUGUUACAAGAUACAAGUAUUAUCACACCUGAGAAUCACCCAAUUCACCUUCAUGGAUAUGAUUUCUACAUUGUUGCCGAAGGGUUUGGAAAUUUUAACCCUAACAAAGAUACAUCAAAAUUCAACCUUGUUGAUCCACCUAUGAGAAAUACAGUAGCUGUACCUGUCAACGGUUGGGCCGUUAUCCGAUUUGUUGCUGAUAAUCCAGGUGCUUGGAUUAUGCAUUGUCACUUGGAUGUUCACAUUGGUUGGGGUUUGGCCACUGUGCUGUUAGUAGAAGAUGGAGUUGGAGAAUUGCAAUCCAUAGAGCCACCUCCACUGGACCUGCCUCUCUGUUAGGAUGGAUAUUCAAAUUCUUCAUAAUAAGAGUCUUAAUUUUUAAUUAGUUUGGAAGUGUUGAUUUUUGUUUCCCUAAAUUUUGGAAAGUUUUUUGAUUUUUUGAUAUAGGAGAAGCUGUUCUGUUUAAUGUAUUUUCCUCUGUUUAGUUUCCUUUUUGUCUAGAAAAUGGUUUGAACCUUUGGCACCAUCUUAAGUCACAAAAGCCUAAGUAGAAAAAUUGAUGUUAUAUAAAUUUUCCUAUAGUUUUGUUAUAAAUAUAUUGGAAAAAUUUGUUUCCUGUCUA